GUGGCUGUCAGAUGCGAAGGGAACAUUGACUCAACUGAAAUCGCCACCUUGAGUCCGGAGGCCCUCAGCUUCGACCCCAGCAAGCAGGAGCCCCAGGAGGAGCAGGAGCCCCUGGAGGAGGAGGAGACGCUGGAGGAGGAGAAGGAAGAGAGAACGAAGGAGGAUCUGACAAGCGAGAGAGAGGAAUACAAGGUGAAAAAAGGCAGAAAAAAGGAUGAAAAUGGAGAGCUGGAUAAUACUAAUACGGCGUGGCUGGAGCAGGCAACAGCGAGCCUUCCCAAGCCCGAGGCCCUGCAGGGAGGACGGCCCGGUCUCCCCCUUCAGGCUGGGGCCACAUUUGGGGCCCACCAGCCUCUGCAGGGAGGCACUCUAGGAACCCACCAGCCUCCGCAGGGAGGCACUCUAGGAACCCACCAGGCUCUACAGGGAGGCACUCUAGGGACCCACCAGGCUCUACAGGGAGGCACUCUAGGAACCCACCAGCCUCUGCAGGGAGGCACUCUAGGGACCCACCAGGCUCUACAGGGAGGCACUCUAGGAACCCACCAGCCUCUACAGGGUCUCCACUUGGGAAGGAUUCCUCCCUCCUGUGCUCUUUGCUCUAGAGAAAGGAACCUCUGUAGGAUCAUAUCAGGUAUCUUCACCAGGUCUCCUCUGCCCUACGGGUACUCCUUAGUCACCCCUGUGCCAGCGGGAGUCUGUAAUCUCACCAUUACUGAGAUGAAGCCCUCAAAGAACUUCUUCGCUCUGCGACGAUCGGACGGCACCUAUGUUCUGAAUGGCAACUGGGACAUCCAGGCAUCCGGAGAGUACAUAGCGGCCGGUACCACCUUCCUCUACACCCCGUCCAGCGAUGACCACGGCGAGCAGCUCUCAGCUCCUGGACCUCUCAAAGAACCCAUAGACUUCAUGCUUAUCUCCCAGAGUCCCAACCCCGGCGUCAAGUACGAGUACAGAGUACCGCUACCAGAGUACCUCGGCAGUUCCUCCUCCAGUGGCUUAAACCCCCCGUCUGGAAGUCUGGGAAGUUCACCUGGAGGUCUGCGGCCACAUAUGGGCGCCCAGCUGACUCCUUUCCAGCCUCUGCCUCAGGGAACUUCAAGCGGCGGCUCAAGGAACACCAAUAUCGGUCUCAGGAAUCCAAGCUCAGGUGGCGUGAGCCAAGGCGUUCCUGGAUUGUAUCCGUAUGGCAGCGGGAAUACAGGGCUUCCAGCAGGCAACUUCGGGCCAUCUCUUAGCGGCGGCGGCACCAACCAGGUCGGUUUCAACUCCAGUGGAGUUCCCUUUUCUCCUCUCAACCCACAAAGUGGUAGUGUUGCAGCGAGUCCAGCAGGAUCCCAGAGAAAGAGUCCCACAUUUUUGGGAGUUCCAGCUGCCAUCUCUCCCCACAGUCAGCCCCUUACGCCCUUGGGGAGCACAGGCAAGGCCACAGGGACUCUACCCAUACCCUGGGGUCCUACAUACGGGUCACAAGACAGUGGUAGAGGGGUACCUCUAGGAACCCCGUUUUUGCCGGGACAGCAGUACCCAAGAGUCCCAACGGGAGGCUCUGUGUCCUCCGGUGUAGGAUUCACAGGGUCUAGGUAUCCGGGACACACUAGGACAGACGGUUUAACCCUAGAUAAGGGCAGCGUCGAUGCAGGAGGAGGGACGGGCUUGACGUCGGGAAGAGACGGCGCUUUCCCACCGGAGUUCCCUAAGAAUAGCGUUCCUCUGAGACCUAUCGCCAUCCCGAGGCCUGGCACCCCAGAAGGGGCAAGACGGCCGUCUGGCGGUGUUUCCGGAACCCAACGACGGCCCUCAGUUGGGUCGUCAACCCCUGCUACCCCAGCUGACACCCACAGGACACGACACCAGCAUGGGUCACAACUUGAACAAGGUCGGAGGAAGGCGUCUAACAAGCCUUCGGAACCCCCGCUCUUCGAUCUUGGAGUCCAGUUGAUGCAGCCUUCAACGUCGUCUCGGAACCGGACGGGCCCCUUCGGCAGCCCAAGACGCCACGGUAAGGGCAGUCGUCGUCGCCACCACCAGCAGGACAGCGGGACCCUGGCUGACGGAUACGACGACACCCAGACGGGGACGAAGGGUCGCCACAGGAAGCAAGGAUUGAGGUUCCAGUGGGCUGAGAAAGGCUUCACACCGUGUUCCAGAUCCUGUGGCGGAGGUAAUCAGACAGUGAUCUUGUCGUGUGAGAAGAAGAGGAAGAGAAAGGUGGUGUCUGACAGACGAUGUGGUCACCUUCCUCGUCCCGAGAUGAGGGUCGUCGUGUGUAACCUCAACCCUUGCCCUGCCACGUGGAUGCCUGAAGAGUGGGGUCCCUGCAGCGUCACCUGCGGGAUGGGGGUACAGACCAGGACUCUGGUGUGUAAACAAGUAUUGUCUGCUUCCCUGGUCAUGAUGGUCCCUGAAGGGGCCUGCCUGGCGCCCCCUACCGUCGCCACCUCUCAGGUGUGUGAGGCCAAGAGGUGCCGGAGCAGCCUGCCAGAGUGGGAACCUGGGCCUUGGAGCAACUGCUCCACCCCCUGUGGGCUCGGUCUCCGGAAGAGACAGGUGACCUGCACGGUGGACGGGGAGACCGUCAGCGAGGACAGAUGUUCACCUUCGACCAAGCAAGCUAUUAAGGAGCAACAGCUGUGCGACAUGGGGUCAUGUGCGACGAACAUUUGGUUCUUCUCCAAGUGGUCUGAGCAGUGCUCUGAGUCGUGUGGUACAGGUGUGCAGACCAGGCGAGUCCAUUGUCUGGCGGGGGAGAACGUGGAGGGGGAGAUGGGGGGCGGCUGUCCCCCCUCCAGUCGUCCAGAGACCUCCAGGCCCUGCAGUGGACAAAUUGGCUGUGGUGGACAGUGGUUCGUAGGCCCGUGGAGUGCGUGUAGUGUGGAGUGUGGUGCUGGCAGGGAGACUCGCUCUGUGCUCUGUGUGGUGUUCAGUCGUCAGCGGUGGCGGACGACCCAGGACUCUCACUGCGAAGUAGAGUCCAGGCCCCAGGACUCCCGGGAGUGCAUCCUUCAAUCGUGUACACCUGAGUGGUACACUUCUGAGUGGUCCCAGUGUUCAGCGUCCUGCGAGGGAGGGAUCAGGCGACGGGAGGUGACGUGCCUGGACACCAGCCAGAGACCUUCAGCAGACUGCUACAACGCCACCAGGCCCGACACCCGCCAGCCCUGCCACCUCCACUCCUGCAACACCUCCCUCAGCAGAGAACAGCAGCAGCAGCAGCAGCAACACACUGCUACUGGGGCUACGCAGACCGGGGUGAAUCCUGAUGCCGAAGCAGGAGGCAACGAGGGCGGCGCUGAGGGGGUUGAGGGUCCGGCGAUAACGAAGCCUGACGAGGACGUGAAGACCGUCAGUGUAGUCCAGACUGCUGACGAAGGUCCUACGGCCCAGGAGGAGGUGGUGGCGGGGGAGGAAGAGAACGAACUGAUUGUGGAGGAGCCGACAGGUAGCGCACUUAACGUCAUUCCGGACAAAGACGCUCAGGGGGACGAGUCUGUCUCAGACGACAAGGACGAGAGUGAGAGAGAGGACGUUGAAGAUGAGGAGGAGGAGAAGAAGAAGAAGAAGAAGAAGAAGAAGAAGAAGAAGAAGGAUAAGAUGAAUAGGGGCAGAGACGAUAACGGAGGAGCUGGGUCAAGAGAAGUCUCCGUAAGUGGCUCUCCAGAUAUUGACAAACCCGCCUGUAUUGACCGAAUUAAGAACUGCCAUCUUGUGUUCCGAGCGAGGCUGUGUAGACUCAAGUACUACAAUACACUUUGCUGCCGCACUUGUAGUAACACUUGAGUUACCCAACACUUGGAAUUAAUGUUGGACUUGGAGAAACUAUCAUAAAAAUCUAAGUUCUGGAUCGAACGUGUACCCCACAUGUCGAGUAGCAACACAGAAAACGAGAAGCUGGAAUCUUUAUUUCUUAAAAUUGAUGUCUUUGAAAUAAAAUAUAAAUAUAUUUAGGAAAAUAUUUAUAUUUUGGCCAGAACAUAGUUGAACAAAGUCGCCGCCUUUAGAAAACAAAAGGCACGUAUGGGGAAGCAAUUAUUUAAUUGCAAUGAAGGUUAGGGGAAAUCCUCAAAGAAAACGCGGCAACGGUUCCAACAAGAAACUUGCAAUUUCAUCAAUAUAUAUAAUAUACAUCGACCAAAAAUUUUGUGUUCAAGGAGCAAUCUCCUGCCCAAUAAUACUCAGGAGAAAUAUUAUCAAAGCAUUGACUUAAGAAAUAUUAAAACAAAUAACAUAAAAAAAACAAUCUUAAACUUUUAUGUGUAAAAGCUUAUUACAAGGUGAUUUUAUCAUUAUAAUUAUAAAUAUUAAUAUAAUGCUGUACAGUUAUUAUAUAUAAAAAAAGUAAGAUCAAUAUGUAUAAAAAAAAGAAAAUAAUUUUAAAAAUUAGUAAAUAUUGUAACAGAUUAUUUAAAUGUCUUUUUAGCGUAGUGGCAUCAGUACGUUUAUGUAAAGUUUGUAAGUAACUAUAUUUCUAUGCCAAUUCAACGAUUAAGAAAUUAUAAAUUAGUAGUAAUUCAACCAUUCUUUUAAGAUAACACAAUAUACUAAAUUAGCUAAAAAUUUUGCAUGUUAUUGUGCUUAAGGACAAAAUGGAAUAGUGAUUACAAGUCACUAUAUCAUUAGUGAUUUCUAAUCACUAAUUAGCAAAACCCAAAAGUCCAUUUGGGUUUUGUUUCUGUGAACGAGUUACAGUGAUGACAUUAGUAACGCAAAUGACUAUUUGAUACUACGUUAAUGGUGAGAAUAAUGACAAUUAUGCUGCUGAUUGUUACAAUAACAGUGAUCGAGGAUGAUAAUGUUACACAACUGAUUGUUUUUGAGAAUACAGAUAAUGAGAGUGAUAAUGUUUGGGAUAAUGAGGAUGACCCGAGAGUAGUGUUAAUCACCUUUGCAGAAACCUUACUACGACGAUAACAGUUGUUUGUGUCAACUGUUUUAGUGUGCCAACUGCAUCAGUGUGUCCAGUGAAACAUCGUGUCAAGUUCACAACAUGUUAUCUCAAAACAUGUUAGUUAUAGACAUGACAGUCCAAGAUAUGUCAGUUCUAUGUAUGUCAUUUCUAAACCUGUCAAUUCUAAAUAUAUCAUUUCUAGACAUGUCACUUUAUUACAACAGAAAAAAUAACAGUUUAUAAGCACAGAUGGUGAUGUUUAUUAUCACAGAUGGUGAUGUUUAUUAGCACAGAUGGUGAUGUUUAUUAGCACAGAUGGUGAUGUUUAUUAGCACAGAUGGUGAUGUUUAUUAGCACAGAUGGUGAUGUUUAUUAGCACAGAUGGUGAUGUUUAUUAGCACAGAUGGUGAUGUUUAUUAGCACAGAUGGUGAUGUUUAUCACUAUAGAAGGUCACAACAGCUGGUGCUGGCCAGUGAGUGUUGACUUUGGUGUGAAUCUUGUGAUAGUGAUUGAGUAUCAACAGCUGGUGCUAUUUGCCAGCUGUUUUGUGUUCACUUUGGAACAAUCUCGUUGACGUAGAUAAAACACCUAUAAAUCUUAUGAAGGUUCUGAUGGAGCAUUUACAACGCACUAAACAUAUUAUAAAGAUUGGAUAUAAUUAUUUACUGAAUGUCAAAUUGUUUGUCAAACUAAAUUACUUUACUGCUAGCCAAUUAAACUCGUCCAAUUAUAACUGUGUAUGUCUGAACGUUCAGCUAUAUGAUUCAUUUAGAAUCGUUGACUUAAACGGGCCACAAAAAAGGUAGCAGCAUAGUCAAUAAAACUCAUUUCUUUGUUAAUAUUUUAGACUCUAUGUAAUAUAUGUGAUACAGAUUAAUGUUGCUGUCAGUGUUAGGUUACAGUGAGAUUGAUUCGUGUAAAUUAUGUAGCGAAAAUGUCGUCUUGUGCCGUGUUUAAGAGUCAUUUGAUGUCGAUAGCACUCUGUUAUCUACUUGAGGUUAUCUUGAGAUGAUUUCGGGGCUUUUAGUGUCCCCGCGGCCCGGUCUUCGACCAGGCCUCCACCACCCCACAGGAAGCAGCUCCUGACAGCUGACUAACUCCCAGGUACCUAUUUA
Procambarus clarkii (red swamp crayfish) is the source of this 6004-nucleotide messenger RNA. The record is from RefSeq and is a predicted model, not a curated record. NCBI's taxonomy places the organism in Eukaryota, Metazoa, Arthropoda, Malacostraca, Decapoda, Cambaridae.